GAUGUUUGCGCGUCUUUAGCGCAGGAUGUGGGACAGCGCAGCGCACGUCCCUGGAAACAGUGAAAAAGUAGAAGCAUGUAAUAUUAAUGGAUCCAGAGUUGUGCGGGUGCCUUGGGUAAACCAAGUCGAUUGACGCGCGCGUUAAACCAGCCGCAUGUGAUUUCCAGCUUCAGUCAUUUUGGCAGCACGAUGCGAGAGAGAGACAGACACGGAGCUGUGAAACUGGACCCUCUGCCAGAGAUGUCGACGGAGAGGAAUCCCUGAAACCACCGCUGCCCAGGAAAUAUGGACAAAUGUUGUUUUCUGUGCGAGUGCGGGCUGAUUUUUCCUCUCGGUUUUUUUGCACAUCGCUUACAGAGUAUAGUGGACCAGGAUGCCGUGUGGGCGAUGCUGCCACAAGGGAUACAUUGUGAUUUCGCAGAGAUGUUUUAGCAACCGUUGCAUAAAUUAGAAUAAGAAAGCCCGUCACAUGAGGGAUCGGAGUCCAAAGGGAUCUAAUAAGACAUCACCACCUGUUACUAGAAAAUCAGCACGUCCAGCGGUCGGGGACUGCCAGGAGUGAAACCACUACACGAUAGCCUCAUUCUGCUCUUCAACACCCACAGCCAGCCAGGAGAGGUGACAGCACUGCUCUCCAACCACCCAAGUCUGACAGCCAUGAUUCGGGGACGCCCUCUGCCACGGCUCAGAUCAGGGAUCAACUCACUGCUCGAUGGCUAGAUCUCACCGUACAAAGAGCUGGGGGCCUUUCUACUGAGUAUCCCUCACUGCGUAGUAGCACAUGGAUUUCAAGACUUCAAAUGAAGAGACAAAGACUGGGAUUUAUUUGAUGCAAGAAGGUAAUGAGGAGCCAUUUAAUAUUCGACUACACUUGGCCAAAGAUAUUCUGACCAUUCAAGAACAAGAUGUCAUCUGUGUGUCAGGAGAGCCUUUUUAUUCAAGUGAGAGGACUGUAACGAUCAGGAGGCAGACAAUUGGAGGGUUUGGCCUGAGCAUCAAGGGUGGAGCAGAGCAUAAAAUCCCCGUCGUGAUAUCAAAAAUAUCAAAAGAACAAAAAGCUGAACUCUCUGGGCUACUUUUCAUCGGCGACGGCAUCCUUCAGAUAAAUGGAAUAAACGUUAGAAGUUAUCGCCACGAGGAAGUGGUCCAGGUUUUGAGAAAUGCUGGUGAAGAAGUGACUCUUACUGUCUCUUUCUUGAAGAAGACUCCAGCCUUUCUGAAACUGCCCCUGUGUGAGGACUGCACAUGCAUCCCCAGCGACCAGAGUAGCGGGACAUCCUCUCCUCUGUGUGAUAGUGGCCUGCACUUGAACUACCAUCCCAACAACACGGACACGCUGUCCUGCUCGUCCUGGCCCACGUCCCCGGGGCUUCGCUGGGAGAAGAGAUGGGUGGACCUGCGCCUUAUUCCACUGCUUCACUCACGCCUGUCGCAGUACAACCCGGGCUCUGACGUCUGCAGGAAAAAUGCUUUCCAGGUCAUAGCUGUAGACGGAGUUUGCAGCGGGGUUAUACAGUUCCCCACAGCUGAAGACUGCUUGGACUGGCUUCAGGCAAUAGCGAGCAACAUUUCCAGUCUCACCAAGCACAAUGUGAAGAAGAUUAACCGAAAUUUUCCAGUUAACCAGCAGAUUAUCUACAUGGGCUGGGUCGACGAGAAGGAGCAGGACUCCGUUCAGGACCGAAUGUAUUCACCAAAGUUCCUCGCUUUGAGAGGUUCCUCCCUCUUCAAGUUUUCAGCACCUCCUGUGACGACCUGGGACUGGACCAGAGCGGAGAAAAGCUUUACUGUGUACGAGAUAAUGUGCAAGAUUCUAAAGGACAAUGACCUUCUGGACAAGAGGAAGCACUGCUUCAGCGUCCAGACGGAGAGCGGAGAGGACAUGUUCUUCAGCGUGGAACUGGAGUGCGAGCUGCUGAUCUGGGAAAAGGCUUUUCAGAUGGCCACUUUCCUGGAGGUGGAGAGGAUACAGUGUAAAACAUAUGCCUGUAUCAUGGAGAGCCACCUUAUGGGACUCACAGUUGACUUCAGCAUGGGCUUUGUGUGCUUUGAUGCAGCUUCAAAGGCAGUGCUGUGGAGAUACAAGUUCUCCCAACUAAAAGGGUCAUCUGAUGAUGGAAAGAGCAAGAUCAAGUUUUUAUUCCAAAAUCAAGACUCCAAAUCUAUUGAAGCAAAGGAGCUGGAGUUCUCAAACCUCUUCGCCGUGCUUCAUUGUAUUCACGCUUUUUUUGCUGCCAAAGUCGCCUGCCUGGACCCGAUGUUUGUGGAGAGCCAAGGCACCGCGACCACCACUGGGUUUCCUUCUCUUUCCAGUAUCUCAUGUAAUUCACAGACACCUAAACUCAAAUAUGCCACCUGACAGGCGCUGCUCUCUCCAGACCCCUUUUGAAAGGGAUGCUGAAGUAGUGACUGUGGCCUGAAAUGGAGGACAGGAGAACUAAAAAACGCUCAAAUCAUGACAUUAUUGAGGAUAGCUGGGGAAUAAAAGACCUCUUUGAGAGUUAUAUACUUGAUAUCCAUGAAGAAGUUUCAGAUUUCUGGGAUUUCUGAAAUACUUGUGGACCUAAACACGAACCUCUGCUUUGAGAAACUUCACAAAAAGACUCUGUGGACACUAAAUGUGUGAUUUAAAAAAUGUUUUUAAGUGAAUUUGUCCUCCUGAUCCUCAGACAUCCUUAUGAUCACAUCACAAAGAAAAAUGCAGUUCUUUUCCCAAGGUAGUCUGCUUUUCUAUGUAAUUUUAUUCAAGGUUUGGAGAGUUAAAAUAAAUCAGAUUUUAGUCUUUUUGUUCCACAUCACUUGAAAUU
Epinephelus lanceolatus (giant grouper) is the source of this 2807-nucleotide messenger RNA. RefSeq names its product syntrophin, gamma 1 (gene sntg1). The record is from RefSeq and is a predicted model, not a curated record. Gene Ontology annotation, molecular function: structural molecule activity; protein binding. Gene Ontology annotation, cellular component: dystrophin-associated glycoprotein complex; intracellular anatomical structure. NCBI's taxonomy places the organism in Eukaryota, Metazoa, Chordata, Actinopteri, Perciformes, Serranidae.